AUGCCGUCCGCAAAGGAAAGAGAUAGCCCGUCUGUCGACCGUCGCGACCGUCUGACGCUUGCGAAACUGGCCAGCUACGACGACGUCGCGACGGAUGCGCUGGUGGACCGAGCUUACUUCUGGACCAAUACUCGCAAGAAUAGAACCAAAUACAACCCCAUGCGGGGCAUCGUUGACGAUGAUGUCGCUCGCAUCCUCCUGCACGAUGUCAUUGUCGCAAAGGAUCCCGCGAAAGCAGAACGAGAAUUGCUGGCGAUGUCAGGGCUGAAGAAGUACAUGGCUCGGUUGCCCAACGAUCGCGAGAAGGAUUGGUUUCGCCGUCACCUGCGCAAAUACAUUCAGAUGUACCUACCUGACUCCCCGUUUGAGAUUACCACGACCAAUCGUUACACAAUUACGGAACAUGAGGCUGCAAUCUGCGCUCGCAAAUUUAUCAAGCAAGGACAGGAGAUCAAAUAUCUAAGCGGAACUCUUGUGCCUAUGACUCGUGAAGAAGAGCGGGAUCUUGACCUGAAGCGGAAGGAUUUCAGCAUUGUGAUGUCCAGUAGGAAAAAGACCCCGUCUUUUUUCCUUGGGCCUGCUAGAUUCGCCAAUCACGACUGUAAUGCAAAUGGAAAAUUGGUGACGCGUGGUUCAGAAGGCAUGCAGGUUGUGGCUACUCGGGACAUUUACAUUGGCGAGGAGAUUACAGUGUCCUACGGAGACGACUAUUUUGGGAUUGACAACUGCGAGUGUUUGUGUCUUACCUGCGAACGACUGGUCCGCAAUGGCUGGGCGCCGCAUGUGCCAUCUGAGCCUCAGAGUAAGGCGUCCACGCCUGCGCUGAACGAUGAUAAUCUGUCAAUGGACAGUCAUGUCUCACCUAAGAAGCGCAAAUUUGCGCCUGACUCAGACACCGAAACUUCUGCCCCGUCCACUCCUUGCAAACGGGGCAAAUUUGUUCGCCAGAGUUCCAAAUUGAGAUCUGAAGUGUCAUUCCUCGAAGUUGCUACCUCGAUUGAGCAACCUGCUGGCCCUUCCCCCGUGUCCAACGGUCCUGAUAUUGGGAUCUCGGGUAACAGCGCUCUCGAGUCGGAAAAUGACAGAACUGUGGACGCUGCUCUGCCUUCCCCGCCUGCCGAUUCUCCGUCAACUGCCGCGAACGAGUCAGAACGCUCAUCAACAUCAACAAUUGCCACCUCAGUGUGCGAUGCUUCAGUCAAAAUCAAAGUGGAAGAAACGAUAGAGAAAUCUGCGGACAAAGUUUCCGCCAUAGCCGAGACGAACAUUGAGCUGUCGAUCACAUCUCAACGCUCAGUCAGCAUUGAGGGAGACACAAAACCAGAGCUAUCAGACCCAACGAGCACAUUGGGACAAGAAUCUAUUGUUUCUAACAGAAAGAAGCCCAGAAACUCUCGUGGAAAAGCCACUGUUGUUCAGUCGGUGGAGGCUGAAUCACAACUCGUCCGUGUCCCAGGGGAUUAUACCAAGACGUCGAAACUUUUGGCGCAGACAUACGACCGCUGGGUUGACUGCCACACUUGUAAUGCCUGGUUUGUGCAACAUAACUCCUAUCUGACUCGACGGGAGUGCCCUCGCUGCGAGCGUCACUCUAUGUUGUAUGGAUACCGCUGGCCCAAGACUGAUAAGGAGGGCCCGUCGGACGAUGAAGAACGAGUGAUGGACCAUCGGACGGUGCACCGCUUCCUAUGCCCCGAGGAAGAGGCACUCAUCUCGCGUAAAGAUCGCGGCGUCAGUUUCGGCGUGACGCCCACGCCGGAAUUGUCUGAGCCACGCACAGAAACCGAAGGAAGCGAAGGCUGUGACGACAGACGCACUACUCGUGCGAGCCGGCGACGCACUCAUUCACUUCGAAUUACCAUGUGA
Messenger RNA from Aspergillus viridinutans, 1866 nucleotides. Its product is annotated as SET domain-containing protein. NCBI's taxonomy places the organism in Eukaryota, Fungi, Ascomycota, Eurotiomycetes, Eurotiales, Aspergillaceae. Bases 1 to 1866 code for a protein of 621 amino acids. Gene Ontology annotation, cellular component: nucleus. Gene Ontology annotation, molecular function: histone H4K20 methyltransferase activity; protein binding. The transcript is spliced from 2 exons. The record is from RefSeq and is a predicted model, not a curated record.